Gekko japonicus is the source of this 2126-nucleotide messenger RNA. Its product is annotated as serpin B4-like. The transcript is spliced from 7 exons. NCBI's taxonomy places the organism in Eukaryota, Metazoa, Chordata, Lepidosauria, Squamata, Gekkonidae. The record is from RefSeq and is a predicted model, not a curated record. The coding region runs from base 96 to 1304 and encodes 402 amino acids. Gene Ontology annotation, molecular function: serine-type endopeptidase inhibitor activity. Gene Ontology annotation, biological process: negative regulation of endopeptidase activity.
UUCAAAUUAGGGACUGGGAAGAGUCCUGAAGUCUUUCUGAUCCACCUGCCUUGAGCCACCAGUUUACAGGUGUCCCGGUCGGUGUCGGCUUCAAGAUGAUCUCUCUCAGUGCGGCCAACACAGAAUUCUGCUUGGACCUUUGCAAGGAGCUGAGCAAGCAAAAUGCUGGGGAAAACAUCUUCUUCUCCCCCAUGAGUCUUUCAGCAUCUCUGGCCAUGGUCAUGCUCGGUGCGAAAGGGAACACCGAAGCUCAGAUGGAAAAGGUACUUCACUUCAAUGAGAUCAAGACUUCAGGAUAUGGACACUCCUCUGAAACGAGCAAAGAACAGCCGGAGGCUACAAAGCCGCAGUGUGAAAAACCUGGAGGUGUCCAUUCCCAGUUCCAGGCAUUACUAUCACAAAUCAGCAAGCCCACCAAUGAUUAUGAAUUUAGCAUUGCCAACAGGCUGUAUGGAGCAAAGGGAUUUGAAUUCGUUAAGCAAUAUGUACGCCGCACUAAGGAAUUAUACCAUUCUGAGCUGGAAAGGGUUGACUUUCUGAAUGCAGCUGAACGGGCCAGAAGAACUAUUAAUUCGUGGGUCGAAAGUCAAACGAAUGGCAAAAUCCAGGACCUUUUCCCCGCCCACACUCUUGAUCCAUCGACUGUUCUGGUGUUAGUGAAUGCUGUCUAUUUCAAAGGGAAGUGGCUGUCAAGGUUUAAGAAAGAGUACACGGAAGAAUUGCCUUUUUGGUCAAAUAAGAAAAUGAGCAAGAAGGUGCCAAUGAUGUUUCAGCAUGGAAAAUUUAAAUUGGCCAGAAUUCAAGACCCUCCUGUUAAAGUGCUUGAACUUCCUUAUGAGGGUGAAGAGCUAAGCAUGGUUAUCAUGCUCCCUGAGGAUGGUGCUUGUCUAGAACAGCUGGAAAGUUCUCUUACCUACAAGAAAAUCGAAGAGUGGACCAGUUCGGCAAACAUGCGCCCCUGCAAAGUGAAUGUGUAUCUUCCCAGGUUUAAACUAGAAGAGAAAUAUAAACUUAAUGCCGCCUUGCAGUCAAUGGGAAUGACUGAUGCUUUUAUGAAAGGAAAAGCUAAUUUCACUGGGAUAUCUGAGAACAUGGGGAUGGCUGUGUCCAAUGUCACUCACAAGUGCUUUAUAGAAGUCAAUGAAGAAGGUACAGAAGCAGCUGCUGCCACUGGAGUAGAAAUAGUUCCAAAGAGUGCACAAUUUCCAUUGGAGUUUAAGGCAGAUCGUCCAUUCCUCUUCUUUAUUAUAAACAAUAUAGCAGCAAAGAGCAUUCUCUUCUUUGGUAAAUAUUUGUCACCUUAAGUGACAUGCCAUUUGGAAAAAAAAGUCCUCCCAUUUAGUCCUGUAGUAGGGGAAACAAUUAUAUUACAUUCAUCUUUACUAUGCCUAGACUUUUCUCCCCUUUUUAAGGAGCAAAUACAGCUUUUAGCCCUGUUUUCAGUCAGCUAUGUAAACUCUUCUUAACUAGAUUUAUCUUGGAGUGAAUCUGGUUUGAGAUGAUCCUUGUGCUGGUAGUUGCUUGUAGGGAUGGGCAUGAAUUCCAAAAAUACAGUCUGUUUUGUGGUUCGUGGCCAAACCACGAACUGAACCGGGAGGCUCCCGGGCAAACAAUCAAUUUGUUUCAGUUUGUGGAGGGCAGGGAGCAGAAAACAUGGAUUUAAAGGGACUCUGAGCCAUUUAUACCAUUCUGAGUACUGAGAAGAGUUUUAAAUGGCUUGGAGACCCUCAGCUGUUUGUUGCUGAAAAAUGAUACAAAGUAUACUGUGAUAGAAUUACUAAGAAAUAUACUUCACCAUACUUCACCAAUUACUGCAUAAUUAUCAUGAGCUAGGAAACCAAAUUACAAAUCACCUUUAAAGUGCAUUUCAUAACAUACACAAUUUACGAAGUCAAGUACAUAAUCAUUUAAUCAUUCAUAAUCAGAAUUCCUUAUCAGAUUACAGUUCAUAUAAAGGAUCCGCUUGUAUUCUUCCUAUUUCUUCAGACUCUUCAGUUGCAACUUUAAAGUGUAUUGUGCUGCUAAUAUUAAUUUCUUAUGUGUGUAUCAACUCACAAGAUCUACUCAUAGAGAUAUGAUUCAACCUUUCCAAAUUCUUCUAACUUUCCAAAAGUAAACAGUAAUUU